CCUUCGCAGCAAUGAGAACAGAGAGAAACAAACGGCAGACAGUGACGAUACACCAUAGCUACCUAAUAGCUAGGAGCCAUCAUCCUAUUCUGCUUCCAUACAUAUCUGUUCGUCCGAUACCAGUUCAAACCCCUCACCACAGCUGGGUUUCCGUAUCCCUCCUAUUGCCACGUUAAUCUACCGAAAUCCCCAUCAGGAGCAAUCCAAACCCGCAACCUCUCUACUUCCAAUUCCCGCCUCCAACCCUAGAUCCAUACACAACCAUGGCGCUCGAUACUUACUUUCGCAACAAGAUAGAGAGCAUGAAGCUCGAAAUAAUCCAGGGGCAAGCUGUCCUGAGGCGACUUGAAGCACAGCGGAACGACUACAACUCGAGAGUAAGGCUGCUACGGGAAGAGCUAGGCCUGCUACAACAACCGGGAUCUUACGUCGGUGAAGUGGUCAAGGUUAUGGGUACUAAGAAAGUGCUGGUCAAGGUGCAUCCAGAAGGGAAGUAUGUUGUCGAUAUCGCGGAUAAUGUCGAUAUCUCCAAGCUCACAGUAGGGAAGCGAGUGUCACUUCUCUCAGAUUCAUACAAGCUCGAAAAGAUGCUUCCAUCAUCAGUUGACCCCCUCGUCUCUCUCAUGAUGGUCGAGAAAGUCCCUGACAGUACCUACGAUAUGAUCGGUGGCCUGGACCAACAAAUCAAAGAAAUCAAAGAAGUCAUCGAGCUCGGCCUCAAUCACCCAGAACUCUUCGAGUCGCUAGGCAUUGCGCAGCCAAAGGGCGUGCUCUUAUAUGGGCCCCCAGGUACCGGAAAAACUCUACUUGCACGAGCAGUGGCACAUCACGCGGAUUGCAAAUUCAUUCGGGUGAGUGGUUCGGAGUUGGUACAGAAGUAUAUCGGCGAAGGCAGCAGAAUGGUCCGAGAGUUGUUCAUUAUGGCUCGCGAGCAUGCUCCUAGUAUCAUUUUCAUGGACGAGAUCGACAGUAUCGGAUCCAGUCGUGUGGAAGGCAGCAGUGGAGGAGACUCUGAGGUCCAACGCACCAUGUUAGAACUCCUGAAUCAACUGGACGGGUUCGAACCUACGAAGAACAUUAAAAUAAUUAUGGCUACCAAUCGUCUUGAUAUCCUCGACCCCGCGCUCCUUCGACCUGGGAGAAUCGACAGAAAGAUUGAAUUCCCACCACCCACUGUCGAAGCUCGCGCAGACAUCCUACGCAUCCACUCCAGAUCUAUGAACCUAACUCGCGGCAUCAACCUAACGAAAAUCGCCGAGAAGAUGAACGGCUGCUCCGGCGCCGAGCUCAAGGGCGUCUGUACGGAGGCUGGCAUGUACGCCUUGCGUGAGCGCCGUGUACAUGUUACGCAGGAGGAUUUCGACCUGGCGACGGCCAAGGUUCUCAACAAGCACGACGACAAGGAGAUUAGUUUACAGAAAUUCUUCAAGUAAAACAACGGAGAUGCGGUAGUUUAGCGUGGCAAAUAUUACCUUUUUGGAGUUGGUGGGAGGUAAACCAGGACGACGGAGUCGGGAGGAGAUCAUGCAUGGCAUUUUGUCACCUGUGGCUAGCUUCCCGAAAGGGAAGUAUUAAGAAACAAUGGCGGAAUCCGGCUUUCUCCAUGCCCUUGUCCCGCCUGGCUUGAGUCAGUGUCCUUACGCCAACCGAGCUAUGAUAUGGAGGAUGUGGAUCAUUCACGGGACGGGAGUCGGAAUUUUACACCUGACAUGGAUUCACACGCCCAGUGGGUAACCUACACCAAAUUCCUUUUAAACUCCUUUUUCGCCGUCCUCAGUAUUUCUUCCACCUUGUGCGUCCAUGUUCAUUUCUAUUCCCAUCGUGUUCCCCGUCCUUUUGGGCAUGAUUCUGUAUAACUAUAUAGCGCGUGUAAGUACCUAGAUGUGGUAACGUAGGCAAAACAUGUAGUGUUGUCUAAUUGGGACUAUUUUUUAACCUCUAAUUUCGAAGUCAUGAAGAGAGGGGGUCUUCAUUGAACAGUAAUGCUGUUCAUCAUAUAGUUAACUCUUAUGUUUUGAACAAUGUAACAUUACAUGUCCUGUACAUGUACAUUUGCAUGUAGGUGCACUUAUAUAGUUAGUAAGAGCUCUUGACGCUGCAUCAGCAACAUCAUAUCAUCUUGUAUAUCUACUUUAGCAGUGUACAUUGAGGAAGAGAGGCUGAGAUAACGUCAAACAGCCUUUUUUCCUUUCGCUGCUUCUCCGCUUGAUGUGUAUCUAUGAUAGACCGUCAGUCCAGUCUAGAGGUUAUCAUCCAGAGUCAGACCGGCCGGCCAUGCAAAACUCCGCUUUUAUAUGCUUUUAUCGGUCGAAAAGCACAUUUGGAGAGUCUCUUCAGAGUAACUUCAGAUGAUCCAUGC
Molecule: messenger RNA, 2359 nt
Organism: Blastomyces dermatitidis ER-3
Lineage: Eukaryota; Fungi; Ascomycota; Eurotiomycetes; Onygenales; Ajellomycetaceae
Product: 26S protease regulatory subunit 8
Exons: 3
Coding region: 264-1433 (389 amino acids)
Biological process (GO): proteasome-mediated ubiquitin-dependent protein catabolic process
Cellular component (GO): proteasome regulatory particle, base subcomplex
Molecular function (GO): ATP hydrolysis activity; ATP binding; proteasome-activating activity
Source: RefSeq, a predicted model, not a curated record